GAGGUAUAUAUCAUCAAAAAGUCUUCAAUUUUGAACCUCAACAUUCUUCUGCACCUUUAUAUUCUUUUCUUCCUUUCUAUCUCUCUCUCUCUCCCGUCUUCUUAGAGUCGCUUCCGUAUUCACAUGCAAAUUUACACUCAAUAAUACACAGAGUUGGCGUGCAAGUACGGACUGUGAGCGCACGCAAAUCUGUUGAGCGAUUCUCGAAUAUAUUUGAAGAAGAUCUGAUAAAAUUUAACCGACAAUGCCACAGACAAGAACAGUUCAAGUUAAUCAGGUUUCAGAUCUAGCUACCGAGAGAGAAAUUCACGAGUUCUUUUCUUUCGCCGGUGAAAUUGAGCACAUUGAGAUCCGCAGAGAGACUCCGCAGUUCAAAACUGCGUUUGUCACUUUUAAAGAUCCAAAGGCGCUUGACAUCGCCCGUUUUUUAUCGGGUGCAACAAUAGUGGACCAGGUUGUUAGCAUCACACCUUCAGAAAAUUAUGUACCUCAACAAGAGACUUGGGAAGUACAAACCAGUGAAAACACUGCAAGCAUAUCUCAGGGGAAUGUUUCUCCAGUUGCCGAGGGAAAUGUGAGCCCAAACAAUGAGAGAGUGUAUGUUAGUAAGGCCCAAGAUGUUGUGUCAAGUAUGAUUGCAAAAGGCUCAGCCAUUGGUCAGGAUGCCGUAAACAAGGCUAAAGCAUUUGAUGAAAAGCACAAGUUGACUGCCAGUGCAUCAGCCAGAGUUAUUUCAUUUGACCAGAGAGUUGGGCUAACAGAGAAAUUUACUGUUGGAAUUUCGGUUGUAAAUGAGAAAGUGAAAUCUGUGGAUCAAAAGUUCCAGGUGUCAGAUAAAACCAUGUCAGCUCUUAUGGCUGCAGAAAGGAAAUUAAAUGAUACCGGAACAGCUGUAAAAUCUAGCAGGUAUGUAACAGCUGGAACAAGUUGGCUGAAUGGUGCCUUCACCAAAGUGGCAAAGGUUGGCCAGGUAGCUGGUUCAAAAACUAGAGAAAAAUGGAAUAUGGCACUGUCUAAUUUAACAGCCAAGGAUCCCCCUAUUGCAGCCUAAGUUGAUGUAGAUGGAGUGUCAAAGAAUGCUUGCCCUUCUUGUGAUGGCUUGGUUUGGAUGAUUGUCGAUGUGUCUAGUUUGGAGUUUCAUGCGUGAGAUAGUUGAAAAGUAGCUUCAUUCUUCGUCUGCAUAUUCAAGCAACUCGUUGAAUUUUUACAUUUAGUUGUGGAGUUGAUUCCAUUGUUCAUAUUUUCUCAAUUUUGUGUGGUUUGCGUCUGUAACUGUGCAGUAUGUGAGUCUAUAUUGGACUAAUGGACUCAUAUUUCCCUUUUCAUAAAA
This is a messenger RNA of Salvia miltiorrhiza (redroot sage), 1330 nucleotides long. RefSeq names its product binding partner of ACD11 1. Gene Ontology annotation, molecular function: RNA binding. Lineage: Eukaryota; Viridiplantae; Streptophyta; Magnoliopsida; Lamiales; Lamiaceae. The transcript is spliced from 8 exons. The coding region runs from base 245 to 1051 and encodes 268 amino acids. The record is from RefSeq and is a predicted model, not a curated record.